Molecule: messenger RNA, 5216 nt
Organism: Pseudophryne corroboree (corroboree frog)
Lineage: Eukaryota; Metazoa; Chordata; Amphibia; Anura; Myobatrachidae
Gene: DCLK2
Product: doublecortin like kinase 2
Exons: 17
Coding region: 735-2921 (728 amino acids)
Biological process (GO): microtubule cytoskeleton organization; intracellular signal transduction; protein phosphorylation
Molecular function (GO): protein kinase activity; ATP binding
Source: RefSeq, a predicted model, not a curated record
AACUGACUGCAGCACACCAGGGACCAGCUGUAUCUCUCUCCUUGGAAAAGGGGCUAGUGACGACAGCAGGCGAGGUUGAGCCAAGAUCUGGGUUCUCCUACACAGCUCAGAAUGAACCAAUCAUCUGCCGGGGGUGUAGAUGCGGGCACAGCAAUCGCUAUCUGCAUAUGAGGUUGGGUUAUUAUCACGCUGCUGAGCAGUAGGGAGGCCCCUGUGCUGCACAUUCUUUCUUACCGUACUCUCUGGCAGAUGACUGGGUGUGUGCAUAGUGCUGGCUAGCAGCACCCUGCAUCUUGCUACAUUGGAAGGCUUUGGAGGUACAGAGGGAGCAGCUGAUCCAUGGAUAGAGGCGGAUCUGCCAUGGGAACAAUGCCUGAGAUGCUCCAUUCAGUGCAGCUGCAGUUUGAGGCAUGAUGUGCCCCCAUGUAUGCAGAGGCAGCAUUGUUUCCAGGCACUGCUAGACCUGUCCUCCUCCCUGGGUAAAGCACACUAUAAAGGGGAUGCUGCUGCUGAAAAGGACUGACGGGGGAGUGACAGUGACACCUCCAGCUCCUCGCACGCCUUGUGACAAAUAGACAUCCCAUGCCCCCUAUUGCACCUUACACUACUGCAUGCACCAUGCUUCCCAUCGGGGGGAUCUAACAGGACCAGCUGCAGGGUGGAUUGUUUGGUGACACUGACAGCGAUCUGACCAAGAAUUGUCUUGCAGAGCUGCAGCCCGGCCAUACAUCACCAUGGCCAAUGCAAGGAGCAUUGAGCUAGAGCAUUUCGAAGAGAGGAAGAAAUGGCAGACGCCAUCCAGGAGAGGUGGGGGAGGACACAGCAGUGGCUCCGGAUCAGGAGCCAGGGGCAAUGGACUGGUCCCCAGCCCGGCACAUAGCGCCCACUGCAGUUUCUACCGCACCCGCACCUUGCAGGCGCUCAGCUCGGAGAGAAAGGCCAAGAAGGUGCGCUUCUACCGCAAUGGGGACCGCUACUUCAAGGGGCUGCCCUACGCCGUAUCCUCUGAGCGCUUCGGGUCCUUUGACGCGCUGCUGAUGGAGUUGACCCGCUCCCUGUCUGACAAUGUCAGUCUUCCCCAAGGAGUGCGCUGCAUCUACACGCUGGAUGGCAACAGGAAGAUCACCAACCUGGAGGAUCUGCAGGAAGGUGAAAGUUAUGUUUGUGCCUCAAAUGAGUCUUAUCGCAAAGUAGACUACAACAGAAACACAAGUCCAAACUGGUCUGUGAAUGUAAGGACUGGAUCUGGUCGCUCUCUUUCGUCGCUAACUACAUUGAAGAAUGAGAUGAAGGAGAGCAAGGAUUUCAUUAAACCCAAGCUAGUAACAGUCAUCCGGAGCGGAGUGAAGCCACGGAAGGCUGUUCGCAUCCUCUUAAAUAAAAAGACUGCGCACUCUUUUGACCAAGUUCUGACAGACAUCACAGAUGCUAUAAAGCUUGAUUCCGGUGUUGUCAAGAGACUGUGCACUCUAGAUGGAAAACCGGUUACAUGUCUUCAAGAUUUCUUUGGUGAUGACGAUGUGUUCAUAGCAUGUGGGCCGGAGAAAUACCGCUAUGCGCAGGAUGACUUUGUUCUGGAUAGUGAGUGCCGUGUUAUGAAAACGUCAUACUCCCGCUCUCCCAGACCAUCAGGUUCCAAGAGUCCUGGGCUGUCACGGCGCAGCAAGUCUCCAGCAACAGUAAAGAGGACUGGCUACUACUCUAGUGCCUAUUCCACAGCAAGGUCCCCAGUCAAUGGAACGCCAAGCAGCCAGUUAUCCACUCCAAAGUCCACAAAAUCUUCUUGUUCAUCUCCAACAAGUCCAGGAAGUUUCCGUGGCCUGAAGAUUCCACCUCAUUGUGGAUCCACAUCUAAUGUGAAUGGUCUUCCUGAAAUCUUAAACAGCCCUGAAGGACUGAAUGGAAAUAGAUUUCCUGAUGCUUCCAUUAUCCUGGAUAAAUAUAAAAUAGGGAAAGUGAUUGGAGAUGGCAAUUUUGCCGUUGUUAAAGAAUGUGUUGAAAGAUCAACUGGUAAAGAGUUUGCUCUAAAAAUCAUAGACAAGGCAAAGUGCUGUGGGAAGGAACAUCUGAUUGAAAAUGAGGUGUCAAUACUGCGCCAAGUUAAACAUCCCAAUAUUAUAAUGCUUAUAGAAGAGAUGGACACUACAACAGAGCUUUAUCUGGUGAUGGAAUUAGUCAAGGGUGGGGACUUAUUUGAUGCAAUCACAUCUUCAACAAAAUAUACAGAGCGCGAUGGCAGUGCAAUGGUAUAUAAUCUUGCUAGCGCUAUGGAGUAUCUUCACAGCCUUAACAUAGUUCAUAGGGAUAUCAAACCUGAAAAUUUACUGGUUUGUGAAUAUCCUGAUAAAACAAAGUCUCUGAAGCUUGGAGACUUUGGAUUGGCUACAGUUGUGGAUGGGCCCCUGUACACAGUCUGUGGGACACCAACCUAUGUUGCUCCUGAGAUAAUUGCAGAGACUGGGUAUGGCUUAAAAGUUGAUAUAUGGGCAGCUGGUGUGAUCACAUAUAUCUUGCUGUGUGGAUUCCCACCUUUCCGCAGUGAGAAUAACCUACAGGAAGAUCUCUUUGAUCAGAUUCUGAUUGGGAAGCUGGAAUUUCCCUCCCCAUAUUGGGAUAACAUCACAGACUCUGCAAAGGAACUGAUUAGCUGUAUGCUUCAAGUGAAUGUAGAAGAUAGGUAUAUGGCAGAGCAGAUCCUCUCUCACCCUUGGGUGUCUGAUGAUACAUCACUGGGGAAUAAUAUGCAGGUUGAAGUCACAGGUAAACUAAAACAACACUUUAACUCACUGCCCAAGGGGACUAACACCACUGCUGCAGCAACUGUGAUUAUGAACACAGCUCUUGAUAAGGAGGGGCAGUUCUUCUGCAGCAAACGCUGUGAUGAUUGCACCAACCACCUGGAGAAAACCAGCAAAGGCUGAUGACCUUCACCUGGACUUAGGGUCUACAAAACUGCUGUGAUGAAUUGAAGUGUGCAGCAGAAUGCUGUGUCUACCGGGCAGUAGGACCAGCCAUCAUAUGAAUGACUGAUGACCAAACACAGUGGACCAUGACUGCCCAAUCGAUGAAAUGCUUUUUUUUUUUUAUUGCCGAUACAAACUACUGGCUUCUUUUUACUGAGCCUUCUAUCAUUUUUCAUUACAUUCAAUAGAAGAAAUGAGUGUUAGACUUGGACUUGACCAUAACUUAUUAGGACUGCUUUUCCAUUAGCUCUAACGAAACAAGCUACUUUUCCAUAUAUUGUUAUAUUAUUUAGAGUUGGAGCUACUGAUCAAAUGUCUACUGAUUUUUUAACAAUACUAGAUAUUCAACAGAGGAUCUCUGCAGCACAUUUUAAUGUCAAUGCUGAAAGUAUUUUUUUUUGGUGGGGGGGUUAGGUUGUUUAAAAAAAUAAAUAAGAAAAAGUCUUCUUUCUUCUCUAUUUCAGGUUCUAAUGAAAAUACAAAUGCUACAGUUUGUGGCUUAGUUUCCCUAUUCUGCAGUAUUUCAGGAUUCUGUUACCCAACACUUGUCUGGUAAAUAGCUGAAGGACAAGUGGUUAUUUAUUUGUAGACAUGUCAUCUUUAUCACUACUGUGUUUGGCUCCUAGAACCAGUUAUGUAAAAUAAUUUCUUACAGGAUGGAAUGUAACGUUUGCUGCAUGUCAAAACAAUCCGGAUGCAAUCCUUAUGGUAAUCUGAAAAACACAAAGUGCAAAUAAACAUAAAACCUUAAUUCUACCAUUCAGUGUUUUAGAUGAACAGCAGGAAUGUGCAAUUAAGAUACUCAUUUUUAUUUACCUUUCUUAAUCAUGUUGGAAAGGGGGAGAUUAUAGAGUUAAAUGUAAUCAUGUCUGCAUUUCCUUCCUACAUUAAGCUUCAUUUUAUAUUUGUUACUGCUCAACAAAAAGUAAAAGCAAACAACUUGCAUCACCUUACAGGCGACAACUGAUGCUUGCUGUGUGUUUAUAUGCUGUGUAAUGUAUGGGGAAGUUUAAUAAAUGGAUUCACAGACUGCACCACGUAUAGUGAAGGUGAUAAUUGAUAUGAUGUAGUCACCUCUAAUCGACAUCUUUACUGGUAUUAAAUCAGACGUGUUUUAUAUUUAAUUUAAUGGAGGAGCAAUGUCCUAAAACAACCACUUUUUGAAUAAUUUCUCAGCUAGUGCUGUAAAUAUAUUUUUUUUAGUUCAGUUUAAUGCUCCCUUUUAACUAUAGGAUGGAACACUUGCAUGUAAACAGAAUAGUUUUGCUUCCAUCACAGUCCCUAGUGCAAUAUGUACUGCACAACAUUGUGGCAUAAUUAAACAUGCAUUUCUGCAAUGCAUCAAACAUCCAAAAUAUACUGUUGCAAGAUAAAACAAAAAGUAAAUUGUCAAUAAUCUGCAUUUAAUCAAUUCAAGCACUAUCUCCCUUAUAAGCAGCAGUUGCUGAAGUUUGGCUCUAUUUGGUAUACCCAGCGCCUAAAAGAUAUAUUUUCAUACAAGGUAUUUUUAAUACUUUACAGUGAAAGUAUAUUGUAAAAUGUAAUUGUCAAAGCUUUUAACAGUAUCGUUCAUACUGUACCUAUGGGCAUUGAAAAGCAAAUCUCAAAAGCUUAGACGAAACCUUUGUUGUCUGAGUGUCAGUGCUUGUGAACGCUGCUGGCAACGUUGACACGCAAAGCAACACUUGUCAGAAAGUGUGUGACUAUAUCUCCAUGUCCAUUCACUCACUUUCUUGGCUUAUCAUGUUAAAACACAUUUACCAGGCUGUAAGAAUGCCCACUGAAUGUGAACUAUUACCCCUGUCUUUAUAAGCCCUUAUAGUUUCAUUUCUGAAAAGAGCUCCUGUUGCCUAACAAGAAAGAAUUUUGGGAAAAGCAUCUAGAGAUUACAUAAGUGUAAUUUUCUUGAGGAAUGGCACUUCGGGGAAAUUGAGAUCCAUAAAAAUAAGCUAAUUUUAUAUGUAUUUACAGCCAACACCUAUUCUGAGAGUAACCAUACAUGAUAACAGAAUUAGUGCAAUUUUGCCUGACUUUGCCUAAAGUCUGGAAUUGAAUGUCAUAGUUUUUGUAGUUUUGUUUAUGUUUCUCAGCAUUGCACUUUUCAUGUGCACGGAUAUAUUUUCACAUGGUAUGGCUCUUAAUGUAUUUGUUUCUAAUUAUCUCUUGAUCAUGUUUUAGAGUCUCUUAAUAUAUGGUUUUCAUUUUGUACUAGAAGUGUAAAUUAUUUCCAAUAAACGCCCUCUUCAUGGAAAA